This is a messenger RNA of Dovyalis caffra, 609 nucleotides long. Lineage: Eukaryota; Viridiplantae; Streptophyta; Magnoliopsida; Malpighiales; Salicaceae. The record is from the annotation of a GenBank genome assembly.
AUGCCCCGGUAUUACUGUGAUUAUUGUGACACUUAUUUGACUCAUGAUUCUCCAUCUGUUAGAAAACAGCACAAUGCCGGUUAUAAACACAAGGCAAAUGUGAGACUCUAUUAUCAGCAGUUUGAGGAGCAGCAAACCCAAAGUAUAAUUGACCAAAGAAUAAAGGAACAUCUUGGCCAAGCUGCAGCUUUCCAACAGGUUGGUGCCGCAUACAAUCAGCAUCUAAUGGGUCAGAGACCCCGCCUUCCUGUUCUUCCAACUCCCGUUAUGCCCAUUGCAGGAAAUAAUGCACCUUUACACCCUGGGUUCAGGCCUCCUGUUUUGCCAAGACCAAUGCCUGGUGCUCCAGGUUAUAUGCAACAUCAAGUAAUGCCACCAAUGAUGGCGCCCCCUGGUGCUCCUUCCUUACCUGGUCAAAUGAAUGGUGUUCCAAGGCCUCCAGUGAUGGCACAGCCAACUGUUCCUGGGAGUACUGCAGCGCCUACUCCCCCUAGUGGUGCCCCCUCUAUGGUUCCACCUGCUACUUACCAAGCAAAUCAAGCAGCAACAACAAGUGGAGGCUAUGACAGCUUCAAUGUGAAUGCCUCAGCCCCUGAAGCCAAUCAUUAG